AAUAUAUCCAGCUCAUUACAGUUAUCGUUCUCAUAUAUCGAAUUCUGGGAACUGUCGGAGUUUUAUUUGUUUUUUGGUCGAAUGACUCAUUACUGACCGGGACAACCUGUGCAAUAUUUCCCAAGAUUCGUAAUGGUUUGUAGACUAUAUAAGUGUUGUUUGAUUCGUCUAUGUCAAUAACAGACGAAACAAGACGACUUGCACAAUAGCAAAAAAAUUAAAGUGCAUCAUACAGAUUACAGAUACGGGAAAACGACUUAAUAGAUUAUAUUUACACGACUUGUAUUUUGAGUCCGGCAUAUAAACUAAACAUACAAUCUAUAUAUUAGAACAAACAUCGUGAGAACAAUAUGGCAUUGGCACUAGAAACGACGAUGGCUGUAAUUACCUUGAUGACUUUAUUAUCUGCCCAAGUGAACUCUGCGCCCGUUGUAGGUACCGCACCUACCUGGCAGAACCCUUGUGGGGACGGUUCGUCCAUCGGCGACGCAACGCCUGCUGUCUGGGCUUCUGUUACUUCUGGUGACGGAACGCAUUCGACUCACUAUAAAGAAGUUUCGGAUUCAGCAAUUCGAGCCAAGCGAAGUAUUGAAGAUAUUCAAAAUUUACUUGUAUUAAAAGGACGUAUUACAACAAGUAAAAUAGAGCAAAUUAAAACUCUUAAAUUGAGCCAUAUGCCAACCAGCGAAGCAUUGAGUAAAGCUAAGGAAACGGCACAUAAUGAAGAUUCAUUAAGAAGAGCGAGAAAGGAACUUGCCGAGGUCAGUGUUUUCUUGAAACACAUGAUUGAGGAGGAGGAAGACGUCUUCAUUGGACAAACCUCUGCGUCCCUCCUCAAUGAAAUGAAAGAAUUUGAACAGAAAUAUUUUUAUGGUGGAGUAUUCUGUAACGUUCACCAUACAAUGAUUGCAACCGGAGUCAACCACGAUUUCAAUUUCAAUCACGAGGGUCGCAUUAGAGAUUCAAUAAUUGAUCUCCUUGGUAACGAAGCUCAGCGUAAUGUGGCUUACUACAUCAUACUCAGAGACAUGGGGAAUCUAUUUGACUUCCAAAAACUUGAGUUUCUUGAAUUGGCAAAGAAAAACGCCUCUUAAAACGAAGAAUACUUGUCAUCUCUUCCAAACACUCCAUGGUAAUAUGGACAAAAUCAUUAUUCUGCAGUGGACUCAAUGGUACUAUUUAGUACUUAGUAUUUAGUAGAUCAUAUUGGUCGAACUAUUUUAGAAUAUUGCUACUUAUAAGCAAACGUGUUUAUCUUGACU
This is a messenger RNA of Owenia fusiformis, 1262 nucleotides long. The record is from the annotation of a GenBank genome assembly. NCBI's taxonomy places the organism in Eukaryota, Metazoa, Annelida, Polychaeta, Sabellida, Oweniidae.